UGUGUGUUUGCGAGGCGUCAGGUCGCUUCCCAAAACUCCGGAGCGGCGAGCCGAGGGACCGGGAGCCAGCCGGGCGGCGGGCGGCACCACAGCGGGACAUGGACGGCUGCUUUAGCGCUGAAACGAGCCUCGGAGAAACACACGAUAAAAGUAAUCAGCUUUCUAUUUGUUAGAGAAGCGAGAGCGGAGAGGAGAGGAACUUCUGCGGGGCGGCGGCGUCGCUGGCACGGGGAGCGGUGACGGCGGUUGGCGCCGGGAGAGCCGACAGUUUGACACUUUUAUCGGAUUUUUUUUGGAUUAACUAACGUUAUCUGUUGAGGUUUCCGCCACGAUAAUGAUCCGGCUUUGCCUACAAAGAGCUUUCCGACCGGUUUUCCAAAAGUCAACGCCGGGAGUCCCUCGGGUGGCCGCAGCGCCGCGGCCGCCGGGCUCGGAGCGCCGCGCCCCGGGCCGCUGGAUGGGGACGCACCGGCGGAACGAGCCGCGGGAGCCGCUGAACUCCCCGAAGAGAGCCAAGGACUUCAUCUACCGGCUGCAGCCCGCAGAGAGGAGCUGCCUGCUGCGGGAGCUGCAGAGCUUCGAGUCCAUAGCCAUCGCCCAAGAGACUCUGGAGCCGUCGCCGCCGUCUGCUGCUCAGAUCAGAUACGUUCUGCUCCACAAUGGCAUCCCCUUCGUUGGAUUUGGUUUCCUCGACAACGCCAUCAUGAUCGCCGCAGGGACUCAGAUUGAGCUUUCCAUAGGAGUCACGCUGGGGAUCUCCACCAUGGCCGCUGCCGCUCUGGGGAACAUGGUGUCUGACUUGGCGGGUCUCGGUCUUGCAGGCUACGUGGAGGCGCUGGUGGCCCGGCUGGGGAUGCAGGGCGCAGAUCUGACGCCCAAGCAGGUGGACAUGUGGCAGACCAGGCUGAGCUCCCACAUGGGUAAAGCCAUCGGCGUGGCCAUCGGCUGCCUCCUGGGAAUGUUCCCGCUGCUUUUCCUGAGCGACGACGAAGACGAGAAGAAAGAGAAAGAAGCACAAGCAGCUGCAGACGCAGCGUCACACUCCUAACAGCCCCACACACACACACACACACACACACCGUGCAGACAGGUGGUGUCGAUGUUAUGAAGGUGUGCAGGCGGGGAAACGAUCAGCUGAGCCGUCAGACUCUCCUGCUUCACUCAGUUCAGUGACGAGGGAGAAGCUGCAGACCCAGAACAAAAAUAAAUUUCACUCUGAGCAGAGCGGGAGCCGGCGGACGGGCUGGAGUCCCUGAGGGGGGCAGGGGGGGGGAAAAAUGAAUUUGAAUCUGAAACCUGAAUAAAUUUACUGGCUGCUGUUCAGAAACACGGGCAAUUAGUGAAUGAGCCCAAAAUGACCUGCAGCUUUAGUGAAGAAAAACAUUUGAAAAAAAAAAACAAUAUACAUGGAAGUUUGGAAAUAAUACAAAAAUGACAACAUAAAAGUUAUAUAAAAACUAUAUUUAUAAUAAUUGAAAUAUUAUAUUUGAAACUUGAUACACACCAAAACGUUUGGUUUGGGUCAGCUGAUCGUUUCCCGGCAACAGCGGCCGACUCUCUGGGCUCGGACAGCGUGAGGCUUUUAUUUUGUUUUUUAAUGACUCCAGUUUACUCUUGUCAUACGCACACGGACGACCGCGCUGAUGAAGAGGAGGACGACCGCGCUGAUGAAGAGGAGGACGAGGAAGACGAUCAUGUUUUGAAUCAUCGUCGUAUUUUCACAUCCGAAACACUAAAGACCCUUUUGGGUGAAAACGACGUCGACCUGAAGAAAACCAAAUUAGUUCUCCACUUUGUGUCGUCGUUCUCUGUCAGCCGCGCACUUCAAUGCUUCAGUUAUAUUAAUAUGCUUGUUUUUCUCUUAAAGGUUUUUUUUUUUUUUUUUUUUUUUGGCCUUUAAAGUGACGGGAAGCGAGGGCAACGCUCGUCUCCAGCACCCGGUGUGAUUUCUUUUAAAAACUUUACUUAUCUAAAAUUAAAGUGCAAGAAAAUUGCAAACUAAUUAAUGAAGAAAAAAGGUUUUAAAAAAUCCAUUAAUUCAACAUUACAGCAAAAAAUAAAUAAAAUAAAAUAGGAAAUGAGACACAAAAAAAUCAGAAAAGUACCACGAGAUUAGCCAAAAAAUUGUGAAACCCUUCCAGAAAAUGACAUUUAGAAUAUUAAUCAGCAUUAAAUGGCAAUAAAUAAAUAGAUAAAUAAAAUAAGUUAAGAGAAAAUAAAAAAAAAAGGAAAGAAAAAUCUGCCAAAAUGGAAAACAAGUGAAGAUGAAGUUUUUUUUGUUUGUUUGUUUUUCAGAGCGUGUUUUAAAACCUUUCAAAAUAAAAGCCUGUCCAUGGGUUUGAUUCUGUCUCUGCUGAGGGAAACGGUUUGCCUGUUUGGUGUCUUAACAGUGAACCUGAACUUCAGCGAGCAGGCAGGACUCAGUGUGCUGCUCAAGGGCACUUAGGCAGCACACAGUGGCCAUGGGGUCCAACUAGAUAAUUGUCAUUGUCAGUUAAUCUCGUGUGUUUUUGAUUGAUUUAAUAAUCUGUGUGUUAAAGUGGUCGUGUCCUGGAUGACGACAUGAACAGAGAAACGUAAACAAAUCUUCACAUCUUAGACUUUAAUCCGACCAUGUUUAGCAUUUUUCUUGCUGCAGAUUUUUAAAACUAUAUAUUUUUUCCUGUGAUCAACUAAUUAAUCAACUAUUUAAUCAAUUAAUUAACUAACUGCUUAAGCUGCAUGAGGCUGUCCCGCCUCUUUAAAGGAACACUCCGUCCAAAAUCCCCUUUUGUCUGACUUCCCCAGACUGAGACCAGAUGUUGGACACCAUGUUCACCUCUGGUCGUCCACUGGUUCAGUUUCUAUGGGUAGCAUUUCCUGUUAGCUUAGCAUAAAGACUUGAAGUCUAUGGGCGUCGUUAGCCUGGCGCCGUAGAAAACUAAACAACUUCAUGUCUUGAUGCUAACAGGAAAUCAGAGUCUGAGUGAAGGGGGUUGUUGGAGUUUUCCUUUCAGUAAAGAUCCACGUUGGAAACACUAAAUCCAGUCGCAUCGCAACAAAGUUUACUGACAUCAUCAAGACUUUGAAAAUUCAGUUAUCGCCUGCUGCCACUAGGGGCCGCCAAAGUGCAAAAUAACCCGGUGCACCUUUAAGUUACCACAGAUUUUUUAAAGAGCGAAAAAAUAAAGAAAGAAAAAGAACAAAAGGAAGAAGAAAAGAACAAACAACUGCUACCUCGAUGGCGAUAGUGUAGUUGUAGUUGCAUGAAGAGUUGAGUUUUUUAUUUUAUUUUAUUUUUUUCCGUCUUGCUGCUGGCGAGUGUGUCGGUGUGUGAGAUGAAUCCGGCGGCGCUCAGUCCCCGGAAACUCCUAUCACUGUUUUUAGGUUUUGGCUCAACACCGACGUUCGCUUUCCAAGGUCUCUCUCUCAUCUCUGUGUCUUUAUCGUUCUCUUUGUCACACACACACACACACACACACACACACACAGCAGAGCGGCGUCCAACAGGCUUUGGAAUUAAUUGGGGCUUCGACUUGAGAGAGGAAAAAACUAAAAAAAAAAAAAAAAACGCCGGCAGACCGUGCAGCUCCUGAAAGUUUGGGCAGCGACAGGAAAGAGUUUUGAAAGUCUUUUUCUCUGCCGCCUCCAUCUGCUCGUCCAAGAACAAAAAAAAAAAAGAGAAUAAGUGGCACACACAGAAGACUCUUAAGAGAAACUUCA
Myripristis murdjan (pinecone soldierfish) is the source of this 3702-nucleotide messenger RNA. It is a transcript of the gene tmem65, whose product is annotated as transmembrane protein 65. NCBI's taxonomy places the organism in Eukaryota, Metazoa, Chordata, Actinopteri, Holocentriformes, Holocentridae. Bases 335 to 1048 code for a protein of 237 amino acids. The transcript is spliced from 7 exons. Gene Ontology annotation, biological process: regulation of cardiac conduction; cardiac ventricle development. Gene Ontology annotation, cellular component: mitochondrion. The record is from RefSeq and is a predicted model, not a curated record.